AUGUCCAUAUCAUCGGUGGCUCAUGUUAACAGUCUGGUACUAGAUGCUACACCUUUAAUUACACACUCCUAUUCUCAUUAUCAGCACUAUGCUAAGACAUUUUUCACCACGCCUACAGUUUUUCAUGAGAUCAAAGAUGAGCAAGCCAGGAAAAACCUGGAUCUGUGGCUGACCUUGGGAUCUUUGCAACUACGUCAGCCACGAAGUGAGUCUGUGAAAACUGUAAGUGAUUUCGCAAAGUUGACCGGUGAUUACUCGGUGUUGAGUGCUAACGACAUUCACAUCAUUGCCUUGGCUUACGAGGUCGAAGUAGAGCAGAAUAAAGGAGAUUGGAGACUGCGUAAAAAACCCGGUGACGAUUUGACUUCGGUGCUCGAACGAGAAGUUCAGGCAAGCAGUAAUGGCGAAAAGUCGGCAGAACAGGAUAAGACCAAGAAAAAACGCAGAAGAGGUGGUAAAAAACAACGCGAGAAACAGCAGCAGCGCGAUCAAGAGGGCCAAGAAGAUCAAAGCGCAGAACAAUCUGCCGACUUCGAGUACAACACGGUACAAGAAGAUACAGAACAAGAAUCAAAGCCUGCUACAGACAACUCCAAAGACACUGAAGAAAUCCCAACGCCAGAAGAUGAGGCAGCAUACUUCGAAGAUGACGACGACGGUGACUGGAUCUCUCCAGAAAACCUAACGGAGACCAUGAUCAAAGACAGCGGAGAAGAUACGACGGGCUCGCAUGUUCGUGAAGACUUGAAUGGGUACAUGUCCGAAAACCAUCUAACAUUUCCACAAAACCAGGUGGCAUUAGCAACAGGUGAUUUUGCCGUCCAAAAUGUGGCGCUGCAAAUGAAUCUGAACCUGAUGAACUUCUUGUCCGGUCUUCGAAUCAAAAAACUGCGUAAUUACAUGCUCAGAUGCCAUGCGUGUUUCAAAAUGUUGCCGUUCCCUAAGACCGGCACACCAAAGCAUUUCUGCCCCUCCUGUGGUGGUUCUGGCACUUUGAUGCGGUGCGCUGUGUCUGUGGACGCAGCAACAGGCGAAGUGACCCCACACCUAAAAUCCAAUUUCCAAUGGAACAAUCGUGGAAACCGUUAUUCCAUCGCCAGCCCGUUGUCCAAAAACUCGCAAAAACGCUUCGGUAAGAAGGGAUUUGUGCAUACCAGACACGGUCAAGAUGCAGAGCUGUUAAGAGAGGAUCAAAAGGAAUACGAAAAGGCUUUAAAACAAGAAGAGUGGACUCGUCGCCAUAAUGAGAAAGUCUUAAGCGACUGGACUGCCGGUGGCUCCGCGGACAAUUUCAUUUCGCCGUUUGCCAUUACAGGACUGAAGCAUCAUUCUGUGAAAGUCGGACGCGGCCGUCAUGCCAACAGUGUCAAAAGCAAGAAAUAA
This is a messenger RNA of Lachancea lanzarotensis, 1383 nucleotides long. RefSeq names its product LALA0S01e17348g1_1 (gene NOB1). Gene Ontology annotation, molecular function: RNA endonuclease activity. NCBI's taxonomy places the organism in Eukaryota, Fungi, Ascomycota, Saccharomycetes, Saccharomycetales, Saccharomycetaceae. Bases 1 to 1383 code for a protein of 460 amino acids. Gene Ontology annotation, cellular component: preribosome, small subunit precursor. The transcript has a single exon. Gene Ontology annotation, biological process: maturation of SSU-rRNA; ribosomal small subunit biogenesis. The record is from RefSeq and is a predicted model, not a curated record.